AUGCGUCGUCGUCGCGCCCCCAAGAGGCAGGCAAUUGAACGUGAGCCCUUUGUCCCUCACUCCGCCAACCUCCAACGUCCCCUUGUACGAAUUCGCGCAGCAGAGAUCACAACCGACGGUAGCACACGGUUGCACACAAGCUACAUUGAAGGAAAACUUCCUCACGAUUUGCCUACUAACAACACGCAUUUCAUAGAUGAUGAGGUCGGGUAUGCUGGUGACCUGGGCUUUGAUUCUGGAUCCAUCAUGGAAGAUAUCCCCUGUGAUGCUCCUUUGGGCAAACGCAAACGCUUUGCAGCGGUGAAACGCCAAGACUUUGUUGAUGAAAUGAUGCGUCUCAACGGGCGUGGAUCAGAGGGCAUCGGUUGUCAGUGCGGUGAGGUAUCACCUCAAUUCCGAUGUUGCGACUGUUUUGGUGUUCAAAUGUUCUGCCGUGCAUGCACGCUCAGAAACCAUGCUUAUCUCCCUUUGCAUAGGGUCGAGAUGUGGAAUGGGUCUUUCUUUCAACGCAUCACACUUAAAAGCCUUGGAGUUCGCAUCCAACUUGGCCAUAACUCUGGCGACAAGUGUUACAACCCAGUUCCUUCUACUGGUGAUGACUUUAUUGUCAUUGGACUAGAUGGUAUCCACGAGAUCGCGCUGGACUUCUGUGGCUGCGCCUCAGCUCAGGUCUGGUACAAACAGCUACUACGCGUGCGGUGGUACCCUGCAACCAUCUCAGAGCCUCGAACCGUGGCAACAUUCACGGUUCUGCAAAAUUUCCACCUUUUAUCCUUCGAGAGCAAAGUUUCAGCAUAUGAAUUUUAUCAUUCGCUUGCAAGACGUACCGACAAUUCUGGCUUAUCAAAGAUCAAGGAUCGCUACUCUGCUUUUAUGCGAAUGGUUCGCCAAUGGCGCAAUCUCAAGCAACUGGGCCGUGCAGGAAGGGGUCACGAUCCCGCUGGAGUGGACGCUACAGCCGAAGGGGAGCUAGCAGUCCUGUGCCCCGCAUGCCCACAUCCUGGGAAGAAUUUACCGCCAGACUGGGAGGAAGAGCCGCUCUUCGUUAGGUGGAAAUAUGCAUUAUUUGUGGCGAUCGACGCAAAUUUUCGGCUGAAGCGAAAGGCAGUGUCCUGUGACACUACCGAUCCCAGCCUCAAUCUCGGAUGUGGUUAUUUUGUCCGGGACAGUGCGUACAAGUCCACCUGCGUCAGCCAUAACGCAGUCAAUGCUGCCGAUGUAAAAUCUUCCCGGGGGCUAGCAGCCACGGGUGUUGGAACAAUCGACUGUGCAAGACACGAUAUGAAACUUCCGAACGGCGUUGGAGACCUCCAGAAGGGGGAACGUUAUAUCAACAUGGAUUACAUCAAGCUAUGGAAUCGAAUGGAGUCAAUGCCGGAACAUCUUCGCCUGCCUAGCGAAUGCUCACUUAUUCGAUUCUUUGUCCCGAAAUUUCACAUCCAGGCUCACAUUGAGAAGUGUCGAACUAAUUUCUCAUUCAAUUGGUCGAGAUACGUUGGCCGAACUGAUGGCGAAGCACCCGAGCGUGGUUGGUCGAACAUCAACCGAGUUGCAUCAAGUACAAAAGAGAUGGGGCCAGGAACGCGUCGAGAUACCCUCGACGAUCACUUUGGAGACUGGAAUUGGAAAAAGGUCACGGUGUUAGGGCGAACAAUGCUGAAGAAGAUGGUUGAAGCUGUCAAGUGGGCGAGAGAGCAUUCGGAAGCUCUCGCGGAGCUGGAGAAGACCAUCCAGCCCGCUCUCAUUGCUCAAUGGAAGGCGGAAGUUGAAGCCUGGGAGGAGGACAACUCUUGUCCUAAUUCCUUUGAAAGCCGCUUCUCUCCGGUCACACAGGCAGCUGUACGAUUAGAACUCGCCGAGCUCGAAGCCCAGGAACUCCAAGCUGGGAUUAACGUCUCACUUCACACUGAUGUUUCCCCGAGCGGUUUAAUUACGUUGGGUAUAGAUCUCGAAGAUCAACAAGCACGUUUGAGAUCGAAGUUUGCUGAUGUCUCCCUCCACGACACUGACAAGCAAAAGGCAAUGCUGCAGACCCAGGUCACCUCCCUCCAGCGACGACUCGAGGCCUGGGCUCGCAUCCGGGAAUUAUAUAUGCCAGCUGUUUGUCAACUGCGCCAUCAAUCAUCCGAAGCUACUGAGAGGGUGGAGGAACUGAAACCGCAAGACUUCGAGCUGUGGCUCCCAUCACAGCUCCCAACUGAGACGCCUACAGACCAGAAGCUUGCUGGGUACGAGUGGGACUUGCGCUAUGCACAAGCUCUUGACGCCCUCGACGAUGUUCGCUCACACCUUCGCCUUCGAUCCCACAUUUAUAUGUACAAGGAUAAGAACAUUCGUGGUCAAGCGGGCUCCACCCGCGCGAAAAAAAUUAUUGACUCUGUCGAGUCGCGGAAACAAGCCAGCGUCCUCAAGUAUAGACGUGCGCGGAAUGCCCUGUUAUCCCUUACGAGCCGUCUUGAGAGGUGUGGGUGGGAGACUGUUGUGCGCCCACUUUUGAAUAGUGAUGUCAGACCUAUGGGCGACAUGGAGCGACAAGGGACCGGGACUAUUUCCUGGAUCUGGUUAGAAUCACAUGCUGACAACAGUUGUACAGAGAACGAACGGGUGCAGGAUUGUGUUCGCUUGGAGUGGUGCAAGGCUCGUGCUCGUAAGCACCGGUGGUCAGAGGAGGUAGAGCUGUUGUUAGAGGAGAUGAGGCGUGUGUUAGUGUUUUUGAAAUGGCAAGCGGCCUGGUGGAAGGGGCGCGAGACACUCCGGAUGGUCGACUCGAUGCCCACACAAGAAGGACUGACGGCGUAUGCGUGCCGCCAGUCUGCAUUGCGCGAUUCGCUGACCGCCUCAUUUCAAAGCUUAUGGAGUGGGGUACCUGCCCUGAUCACUGAUGGGUUGGAUAUCAUGGAGAGUGGAGAGGCGGAUGGCCCUACCAUAGAUGCUCCUCCUCCGCAGUCACAGAUGUUUUAUAAUUAG
Suillus plorans is the source of this 2967-nucleotide messenger RNA. RefSeq lists its product as uncharacterized. The coding region runs from base 1 to 2967 and encodes 988 amino acids. Lineage: Eukaryota; Fungi; Basidiomycota; Agaricomycetes; Boletales; Suillaceae. The record is from RefSeq and is a predicted model, not a curated record. The transcript has 12 exons.